Molecule: messenger RNA, 1434 nt
Organism: Passer montanus (Eurasian tree sparrow)
Lineage: Eukaryota; Metazoa; Chordata; Aves; Passeriformes; Passeridae
Gene: ALKAL1
Product: ALK and LTK ligand 1
Exons: 6
Coding region: 276-779 (167 amino acids)
Biological process (GO): positive regulation of ERK1 and ERK2 cascade; positive regulation of ERK5 cascade
Molecular function (GO): receptor tyrosine kinase binding; receptor signaling protein tyrosine kinase activator activity
Source: RefSeq, a predicted model, not a curated record
CUCUGAGCCCAAGAGUGAUUACCAGAGGUGUCUCCAUCGACUGCCACCCACCUAAAGUCGAUAGUACUCAAAUGAGUACGCCGGUGUGGACUAUAUAAGAGAAGCGCAUGGCCCUGAAGGGCGCAUCCCCCAUCUCCGGGCGCAGCACCGAGCGCCCCACUCCGCGCCCGGCGGAGCCUCCGCGGGGACACGGGCUCUGCGACGGCGGCACAGCACCUCGCUCCGCAGCCCGCACGCACCCAGCCGGACUCGCCUCUGCCUGAAGCGCCGCAGAGAUGCGAGGGGCGAAGAAGCGCCAGGCGCUGCCCGCCAUCGUGCUCCUGCUGCUGGCCUCGGCCCCGCCGCCGCCGGGCGCCGAGGGCAGGGACGUGCCCGCCGCCGGAGCCGAGCGGGGGGCGCUCCUCGACAUCCUCCUGCAAGCCCUGGGCGACGACGGCCGCCCGCUGCCGCCCCGCCCGCCGCGCAGGGACCGGGUGAUCUCCCGGCGCUACAGCGGCGGCGGUGCCCCUCCGACAGAGCCCCGCGCCGCCGCCGCCGCCCCGCCGCCCCCCCGGCUCUUCGCCGCCGCCCGGCACGGAGAAAUUUUUCCAAGAGAUUCCAGUCUAAAAGACAAGUUCAUAAAACAUUUUACAGGGCCAGUCACAUUUUCCUCAGAGUGUAGCAAGCACUUUCAUCGACUCUAUCACAACACAAGGGACUGCUCAACACCAACCUAUUACAAAAGGUGUGCAAGAUUGCUAACGAGAUUAGCAAUGAGCCCUUUGUGUACACAGUCCUAGGAUGUUUGCUAUACUUUCUACCAAGGAGAGAAUUCUGCUUUGCCAAGAAAGUGCCUUGAAAUCUUCAAAAAUGGAGACACAUCUUUUAUCUUUUUGAUUUACAAUGUUUUGUUACUAGAUGCAUUUUAUUUUCAUAUAUUUGUCCGACAUUCCAUAUUUGUGUGAAACAUUAUUUUAUUUUGUAAAUUUGUUGCCUAUAGUUCAGACAAGCCAAUUAUUUAAAUACAUUGUAUAUGAAGAAUACUAAUGAUAUACUGAUUAAAUGUUAUAACCGUAUGCAGGGAGUUGGUAAAAUUUUGCUGUUUCUCUUGUUCCGUUGUAUUUACAUCGUUCUGCUCAGGCUCUUACUCUCAUUAUUUGCACUAACUUGAAAUGCAGAAGUCUGUGUAACUGAAAUCUGAAUAAGCUGUAAGUGGGGAAGUUUUACUUGCCAUGGAAGAUAUUUUAUAUUAUGAAGCUUUGUUAAUAUAUACAUAAAUAUUAUUGUGCAUCAGAAAAAAAUUUGCUCAGAAAUGCACCUUGCUUUCAGGAACAUUUGUAUGACUAUUCUGGAUUUUCAUCAGUUACAUUUGUACCGGCACUUAUGGAAAGAGUUGCAAAUAAUGUAAAUAUAAAGACUGGAAAGCUGCAAUGCAGUUUUGGUGGAAUAAAGAAC